This is a messenger RNA of Pseudoliparis swirei, 1999 nucleotides long. RefSeq names its product ring finger protein 115a (gene rnf115a). The transcript is spliced from 9 exons. Gene Ontology annotation, molecular function: ubiquitin protein ligase activity. Gene Ontology annotation, cellular component: cytoplasm; nucleoplasm. The coding region runs from base 2 to 982 and encodes 326 amino acids. Lineage: Eukaryota; Metazoa; Chordata; Actinopteri; Perciformes; Liparidae. The record is from RefSeq and is a predicted model, not a curated record. Gene Ontology annotation, biological process: ubiquitin-dependent protein catabolic process; protein ubiquitination; positive regulation of DNA-templated transcription.
GAUGGCGGAGGCUGCGGCUGUUCCACCGCAUCGGUUUUUCUGUCACUGUUGUAAGGGAGAAGUGAAUCCUAAACUCCCGGAGUAUAUCUGUCCAAGAUGUGACUCGGGAUUCAUAGAGGAAGUAACAGAAGAUUCCAGUCUUCUAGAGGGUGUCGCUAACGGGAUAGAUGACGCUGCCACACAAUUUGCAGAGGUAGAAGCUGACUUGACGGAUUUUGGAGAGAAUUGGCUAUGGCACCUGUUACUGGAGCGACCGUUUACAGCAGACGGUGACACACCUGACUCAGAACGUCGGCUCCCUGGAGGACGCCUGGGGGGUCUCAGUGCCCUGGGAGGGUUGGGAGGGGGACCAAUCGGGGGUUCGGUCCCAGCAGGCCUCGGGGGACCUAUGGGGGGUCUACUAGGAGCCGGAGACCACUGGGGACAAGGACGUCCCUCUCGCUUGCACAGCCAGAGGAGAUACCGGUCCAGAGGCAGCAGUAGACCAGACCGCUCGCCCGCUGUGGAGGGGAUUGUGCAACAGUUUCUCGCCGGCCUCUUUGCCAACUCUGGAGUCCCUGGCUCACCCCCCCUCUCAUGGACGGGGAUGCUGCACUCUAACCCAGGCGAUUACGCCUGGGGACAGGGAGGGUUAGACGCCGUGAUAACGCAGUUACUAGGUCAGUUGGAGAACACAGGACCUCCUCCAGCAGAGAAAGAGAAGAUCUCUUCUCUCCCAACUGUCAAUAUCUCUCAGGAACAAGCAGACUGCUGUAUGGAAUGUCCGGUGUGCAAAGAGGACUUCGCAGUGGGAGAGCCAGUCAGACAGCUCCCCUGUAACCACUUCUUUCAUUCAGACUGUAUCGUACCAUGGCUGGAAAUGCAUGACACAUGUCCAGUGUGUAGGAAGAGUUUGAACGGAGAAGACAGCAGCAGCCAGCCCCCAUCAGAGUCCCCCACCCUCUCCAUGGACCCCCGCACACAGGAGAGAUGGUCCUUCUGAGACGACCCCCGCCUACAUCCAACAACACACCGAGAAGACAAAGCGCUUUCACUUUUCCUCUUUUCAUCUCUGUUGCUGUCUUAAUCAUCUCAGUCUGAUAUUUUUUUGUACUUUUCAUUUUUCUAUUUUAAUGCCUUUCUCCUCAACCUUGUAUACAGAUACCGUGUAGACUUUUAACAGUCAGUUGAGGUCUAGAUCUUUCUUUUGCCUCAUAAAAACCAGCCUUCAUUGAUGAUCAAGCCUACGUCUUCUCUACUUCCACCUCUAAAGCAAACUCCAUCUUUCUUGAAAUGCAUUGCUGCAAUACACUAUUGGGGGGGAAAUUCCAGACUUUAUAUCCCACCAUGCCCUCUUCACUCAUCAUAAAAUUAGUCCUAUAACUGAGCCCUAUAUGGCAUUUGAAAAUACUGUCGGGGUUCCCUUCACUCAUUGAGCCGUUACAGGGUCUGGACUUCACAACAUGAACACCUGCAGCCCACAUGUUCUGUUCAUGAAGGCUACAUGAAUAAUUUAUGUUGAGCUUUCCUUUAUAGAAGGUCUUGAUUGAACUCUAUGCUGGUGUUUUAUUGGAUUGCAUUGGAACGGUGUUUAUUUUAUUGGGUCCACUCUCUAGUGCACUUCAAUGAAAUAACUUUUUGUUUUUAGGAAUCAUGUUGAGUUGCUGUUUAAUUAAUGGCCACAAAUGGAAGCUGUGACAUUGAAUGAGAGCAAGAGAUUCCUUACACCGUACGGGGAAAGAAAUUACCAAUAAGGGAAUAAAAGGUUCCCACUCUAGUCAUUUAGAUUAAAACAGUCUCCUGGUGUAUAUAUUAUAAACAGAUGGCAUCCCUGUCAUUUUAUUCCUGUUUAUGACUAUCUUGUUUCACUUUUUUGAUGUAAAUAAUUUUAGUCCGACAACUUAUGGUUUGCAAAGGAAAGAACUUUGAGAAUGGAGACAAAUGUGAAAUUACCUGGUUAUCAAACUGUAUAUUAUAUAUGAAAAAAUGUCUGAUGUAUUAAUAAAUUGACAAAACUGGU